Messenger RNA from Coregonus sp. 'balchen', 1238 nucleotides. NCBI's taxonomy places the organism in Eukaryota, Metazoa, Chordata, Actinopteri, Salmoniformes, Salmonidae. The record is from the annotation of a GenBank genome assembly.
AUGCCUGCAUCACAAACUGGAUUUGGCAACUUCUUCUUUGACAGAAACGUCAACAUGCCCCCUGGAUAUCAGAUACCGGCUUUGGGAUGUCCACCCGGGGUACAACAGCAACAAGCCCCUCAUCUUGCAGCUAUGGCUGGGGUCCCUUUGGCAUAUUCAGGACUGCAGGGAUACAACUUUAUCCCAUAUCCACACUACAGACACAUUGCGCACAUCGUAAGUUACUUGAGAACAGCCUAUGCUUCUAAUGGAUAAUUCAUUACAUGUACAGUUAAUGUUGUAAUCUGAAUGACUAAUAUUUCAGUAUUAGAUAAAACAGAACGUAUAACUAUGCUUGAUGCUUGCAUUUCUCGCCAAUAAAAUGUCAUGCGUAAUUACGCACUUGACAAAUCAGUAUGGCCGGUUACGCAGAAGUUUAAACGUUGUGUUUAAUAACUAUCUUGUGUUUUCAGAACAACUCCUUCGACCUGAAAACUGUCUCUCCGUAUUAUCAAGCGCUUCUCGGCCGAGGAGGGCCGUUCUACCCGCAAUACCGACCAGGCGCAACCGAUGACCCAAGCAGAGUCGCCAAGGUGGCUACGCGGGAAAGCACCAGCGCGCUCAAGGCCUGGUUGAAUGAGCAUCUCAAGAACCCAUAUCCCACGAAGGGCGAGAAAAUCAUGCUUGCCAUCGUAACCAAGAUGAGCCUCACGCAGGUGUCAACUUGGUUUGCCAACGCCAGGCGACGACUGAAGAAGGAGAAUAGGGUGAGCUGGGCGUUCAAGGGGAAAUCUGACGAGGAGGAGGGCGAAAGCGACGAGGAGGAGGGUGAUGGCUCUCUGCAGAAAAGCGCUUUGGAUGAUGAAGAAGAAAUAGAUCCUCAAACCGUCGAUAACAAGGUGGAGGAUAUUGGACAUAGAGUGGACAACUCAACGCCAGAGUUGGUGGAUGCACGCCUGGUGAAACAAUCAAGCGAUGACCAUAGAGACAGCACGCGCGCUCACGGGGAAAAUUAUGUCGAAAAGAGUGACACGGAACGCACAUCAUCCCCAUCUCCUAUAGGAUGUAAGGACAACGUUGAGUGUCAAAAGCCCAAAAUAUGGUCUUUGGCGGAAACCGCGACCUCGGAAACGGUGAAAAAGCCCCACCAGGACAAUGCGUGUCAUCCCAGGAGCACAGAAGUUGGCAAAUUCUGGUCAGAUUGGGCAUCAAGGAACAGACUGUAUAUUCCCAGAUAUACUGCUCACGAUAUUCUUUAA